GGAGGUCGGAGCGUCUCUGUGGCCACCAGGCUGCUUCAUCCAUCUACCGACGCUCAGCAGCACAUGUCUGUGUGUUUGUGUGUUUGGAUCUUCAGUUAAUGGAUUUUUACUUUGAGUCGUCGGAUCUGUGCAGUGAAAGCUUGGUGUUUUUUUUCACUGUCCGUCAAUAUAACCGGAAACGACGCGGAACCAUAGAAGUAAUUAAAAGACAAAAUUGAGAUGAGAGUUUUGCGAAAAGUGCAACUCGACUGAAGGCUGCUGCUGCUGGACUUCAUAUCAUAUCAGGAGGAAAAACACACCUUUCAUGUGUUUACGAAGGGAAGAAAUGUCUGCACUGCGUUCCCUAAAUAAAGGAAUAAUUCACUAAUUACACAACAAGCAGCCGGAUCGAUCAACGAGGCUGACUGAGGAUCUAAACUGGAUCCUACUGCUGCCAUCGAUCAACGAGGCUGAUCGAUCACCUUCACACACUAAACACCCUCACAGGGAGAAGAUGCCGUUCCACCAUGUGACGGCAGGCCUGCUCUACAAGGGGAACUACCUGAGCCGCUCGCUGUCAGACAGCGACAGCGACGUGCUGGCCAGCAUCUCUGUGGAGGAGCUUCAUGAGAUCCGGGAGGCGUUUAAGGUGCUGGAUCGUGACGGAAACGGGUACAUUUCCAAACAGGAGCUGGGUAUGGCCAUGCGCUCUCUGGGCUACAUGCCCAGUGAGGUGGAGCUGGCCAUCAUCAUGCAGAGACUAGACAUGGAUGGUGAUGGACAGGUUGAUUUCGAGGAGUUUAUGACGAUCCUCGGUCCCAAACUGCUGUCGUCUGAAACGAGAGAAGGCUUCCUGGGCAGCACAAUAGAUACCAUCUUCUGGCAGUUUGACAUGCAGAGAAUCACCCUGGAGGAGCUGAAACACAUCCUGUUCUACGCCUUCCGCGACCACCUGACCAUGAAGGACAUAGAGAACAUCAUCAUCAACGAGGAAGAGAGCCUAAAGGAAAACGCUGGGAACUGUCAGACAGAGUUUGAGGGAGUUCAUCCUUCAAAGAAGAACCGUCAGACGUGCGUGAGGAAGAGCCUCAUCUGCGCCUUUGCCAUGGCAUUCAUCAUCAGCGUCAUGCUCAUCGCGGCCAAUCAGAUGCUGAGGAACGGCAUGGAGUAGCUGCGCCCACUGUGAGCGGGGAACCAGCCAGCCUGCAUGUGCAUGCCAGUGGGUGAGGUCAUAUCCCUGUUGAUAGGAAAAGAACUACUGGGAAUAACACUCGAAAUAAUCAUCGACGGAAUCCAUUUUUAAAAUUAUUCUUAGUUUUUUCAAACGAGUGGCGCCUCUCCACCCGACGUCCGAUGAAACCGUGAAGCCAGCAUGGGGAGUCGUGCAGGACUCCUCCCCCUUUACUCUGACAGGGACACACAAGGGCUGACAUUACACAUAAUACUGUCUGUUUCCCUGAUGCAAUAAAAAAAUAUAUAUAAAUAAAUUAAAAAAAAAAAAAGUGCAGGAGUUCAGAGCUGCUUGCUUUUCCAGCAGGCGAGAUGUGACUGCAGAUCUGUCACCCACCAGGAGUCUGAUGAGAUACCAUGGCUGCAGUCUGGGCCUCGAAAAGGAAUGAGAGAAAAGGAACAAUUGCCCUCUUAUUAUAGUUCCUGGAAGCACGAUGACAGACCUCGCCGCCACUCAAGCAGAGGGGAUCUGUACGCGUCAGGCCACGGCUCCUGCAGCUCCUAUGGUGCUACGAUACUUCAGCUCUCCAACUUUCUAUUUUCAACUACUGCGUCUGUGGGCUGGUAUGAGGUGCCGGCAUCAGUUCAUCAGCCCUACACACCGAGCAGUCAAGCGAACAAGGUAUUAAAUGGUAACUCUGGGCUUGUGUUUUGGGCUUGUGAUAUUCAUGAAUGAACACAGAAGUCCUGAAAGUUUGAACACUGUUGGGUGAAUGCUGUUCGGGUGCAAAGAAAAGGUUUCGGUGUCCUAUUAAAGGAAAAAAAAAUCCACCCUUUCAAUCUUCACACUGUGAUAUAUCAUCUCUCCGUGGCGUUCAGUGCACUCCAGGAGUUAUUUUGCACGGUGAUUUCAUUCAACUUACUCUGUCUGCCUUGUCUACUUCUGCCUCAGUUGGUGAGUUCCUACAUUUUUCCAAAAUGACUUUGGACAACCCCCAGAGAACAAGUGUGAAACCGUCGCAUCCAAUGACAAUGGUAAGGGCAAAAUAGAGAAGAAGUUUUCCAGUUGACAAAACCUGAAUUGAACAUCUUACUCUCGAUACAGUAUGGUUUUGUGGCUUUCUACCAUGCCUGUUGGUACCGCUGCUAAAUGAAUCUUUUACUCUUUAAUCCCGAGGGGUACAUUGAUACUUGAACAUUCAUCGUAUUAGUUGGAAAAUAUAUGUGAUGCCACAUCAUCUGGGUUGGCCAGUCGUCCAUUAAAAUAAGAGAAAUUGACUUAAGGAUGGAAGGUAUAUCACCACCAACACAGGAUUUUCUUUUAACAGUGUUGAAGUGUUUUAGGGUGGAUUUUUUUUUUCUUGGUCCUUCAAAUCGCAACGAAUCAAGUUAAUGAUUUAUAAUUCAGUGCUGUGAAAAGUUGAAUCCCUUUAAGUUUCCUGCACUAGUUGUUCUAAAAUCAAGUCAUUUUAAGGUUUUUUUUCUGAGCUGUGUAUCCUUCGUUUCAUUUUAAUUAAGUUCUAUUCAUCUUUUGAAUUUUAAAUAUAACAUCAAAUUAAAAAGUUAUGAAAAACUCCAUUUGAUUUAUUCUUUAUUUUUAUCAACAUUCCAUUUCUUGUUUUUUAAUUGUAAAAAUUAAUCUUAAUACGUGUGACUCUCACUGUUCAGCACAUUUUCUGAAUUUUAAUCCAUCCUGCAAUUAAAAUUUUUCAAAGAUAUUUCCACCCCCAAAAAACACAUAGGUUCUUACAGUACUUUAGCACUCACCAAUUUUGCUAUUUUAAUUUUGAAACUGUUCCUGUAGUGUGAUAGUAGACCACAGAUAAUGAAUGUUCAUCCACAGCAAAUUCUGUAAAAACGUAGGUGGGGUUGCAAUCUCUCACAGCACUGAAUGAUUGCUAGACACCUCGCGGAGGUCGGCUCUGAACUCCUGCACUGACUCUCAUCUCGACAUGUAAACCCAGCCAGGGGUCAGACACACCCAUUGUAUCAAGUGCAUGCGAUCAAGUCCUCGUCUUUUGUAAAUACCGUAACCCACGUCUGAAGUGUCUCAAAGUGUCUGCUGAAGGUGUACAGUAUCCAUGUAUGUGCAUGAAUGUUCGGUGCUCUCUGCUCACUCGGGUUCAGAGGUGCAGGGAGGGAGAUCAGCGGAUAGAGAGGCGGCUGCUUCAUUACAAACACGUCAGACGCAGACGACGGAGGCCCUUUCUGCUCCCUCUCAACCCUCUUGCCAAAGCCAUAGAACUCCGCAGAGGUGAACCAGACAACACAAUAUAGACGCCUUGUCCCUGUUCCUACAUGGAAACACACGAUCAAUCUGGCGUUUUUUGGCAGAAAUAUGUCUAUCAUGUAGGAUUUUUUUUUUUUCCUAGUAUUGUUUUUGCACUGUACCUGUCAUCCGUUCCAGUGAAAUGACAAGGAGGGCUGUAGGUUUGUGCAAGAGUGCCAUCUAGAGGUGAAGUGAGAUCAUAUUGUCCAUGCGGUUGUCCCACUGCAGUGUUUGUGUGUUUCUCAGUCUCUAAGCGCUAGGAGAAUGGGAUGUCAGACGCGACUCUCACAGCAUUAUAUUCACAAUGUCUGACAAGUGUUGAUCUUAAAUGUUGAAAUAUGAUGAUUUUUUUUGUAUGUAUGUAUGUAUAGGUUGACUGUGAUCUACCAGCACUGUGGGUAGAGCAGCACUUGUAUUUGAACACAGUGUAUUUCUUGCCUAUGGCAGAAGACGUUCUUUUCAAUCUGUAAAAGGUUUCAUUCACAGAUGAAUUACUAAUAUUAAAUUUCAGAGACUGAAGAAAGAACACUUUGUGCAAAAACAGUUUACAAAACCUUGUAGGUCACACUGGUUUUGAUUUUAUUUCUUUUUAUAAUCUGAAAAAGUCACACUGAUUAAAAUAAUGUUUUUGUUUUUUUUUAUCCAGCAGUCUUGCAGUAGAGGUGGGAAUUUCCCUCCAAAUUCACAGUUAGUCACUGCUGCCAUGUGGUGGUUAACUGGAAAAGUGUUGUCUCCUUUAUUUGUUCUUUAAGAAGAACUUUGUCUUUCAAAUUUCAUUUUUAUUUGUGUAUGUUUUUUGGUGGGGAUAUUUGAGUUACAGUUACUGUGGUUACAGUUUUGCUGUAAUCUGUCCCCGUCCCUGCAGAACGGUUGCAUGUAUAGAGUUUUAUUUUGGAGGGGAAAACGCAGUGUCUCUUCAGUAGCAUGGUGAUUGGAUCCCACGUGUUUUUUUUUUAUUUAACUUUGUACAUAGCUAAUGAUAUAGCAUAUGUAUUAGACAAGCACACACUAUACAUACUUUGCAUGUGCAAUAUUUAAACAUGUAGACUAAAGAAAGACUUUUAGUUGUACUAUUUAUUAGAGGCAUAAUAAUUAGGAGGUUGUAAAUACAGAACUCUGUACAAUAGUCAAAGGAUUGAUGCAAUAAAACGGUGUUUUUUAA
Messenger RNA from Sebastes umbrosus (honeycomb rockfish), 4580 nucleotides. It is a transcript of the gene caln1, whose product is annotated as calneuron 1. Gene Ontology annotation, molecular function: calcium ion binding. The transcript is spliced from 6 exons. The coding region runs from base 494 to 1150 and encodes 218 amino acids. The record is from RefSeq and is a predicted model, not a curated record. NCBI's taxonomy places the organism in Eukaryota, Metazoa, Chordata, Actinopteri, Perciformes, Sebastidae.